UCUCUUUUUGCUUCUCCAAUUUCUCAUGGUUGUAAUCAGUUUAAACAUCAAUUAAAUUAAUUAAUCAUCGAUUAAAUUAUUCAAAUAAUCAACAUGAUCAAGUGAAAGUGUUGCUUUUAAUUACUCACUAGUUGUUAAUUAAUUACAUUGGAAAGUUAAUUGUUGUCUCAUCGGGAAAACAUCAAUAAAAAAAAAGUUGGUUCAUUUUAUGUACAAUUGAUUAACUGCUGAUUACAAUUUGGAUUACUUGGUGAUGGUUGUGUAUGUGUUUCCAAAAGUGUAAAUUUAGUUUUGAUUAAGGAAGGAUUUAACUUAUCGCAAUUGAUUAACAAAAAAAAAAGGUUAAAGUUUAUCUGUGGUUCAUUGAUUGUUGUUUAUCUUUUGGUCUUCUAACCUGUUGGUUUCUUUUUUUUUACCGGUUAAAUUUAAGAUUUAAUAUGGAGCCUAUUUUGAAAAGGAAAGUUGGUUCAAUCUUGGAAGCCCUGGAAGCUGCCGCUUGUAGUGCCUUUAAUAUGCGAGAUUUUGAUAAGGAGAUUUCUGCUAUAUUGGUGCCUACUUCUGCUGGUUUACCAAGUAAAGAAAAUAUUACCACCAAAAAAGAUGAACCAGUUAUCAUUGGAGAUGAUUUUUCAUUUGUCCGUCACAAGCAAGAAUCUAUUCCUGGACUUUCGAUAGCUCAAGAUGAACCUCAAAGUUUCGUUAAAAGGGAAGGCCAAGUCUUUAAUGAUUUUAUUGGUGGACACGGUGCAAGUUUCAAUAGCAGAUUUAGACACGAUCGAGGAAGAGGAGGACUUUAUCGAUCAAGGAGAGAUAGUGAAGAUGAGCAAAAAAAAUCGGAAUCUCGAGAAGAAUCAGUUGAAAGAGGAGGAAUUGGUUUCGGUGGGAAUAGGAGAGAAGGAUUUGAUAAUGAGCAAAGAAGAUUCGACAAUGAUUCUAGAAGAUUUGAUAAUGAAUCUCGCCGAUUUGAACAUCGUGGUGACUCUUCUGAACGAGGAGGCAGAGGGUUUAGCGGUGAUGUUAGAAGAGGAAAUUUUGACCGAGGAAGAGGUAGUAAUAUCGGUGAGCAGAGAAGAUUUGAGCCGAGAGGAGGUUCAGUUGACCGAGGAGUCAGUGGUUUUGGUGGUGGUUUUGGAGGAAGAAGAGGAAAUUUUGACCGAGGAAGAGGUAGUAAUAUCGGUGAGCAGAGAAGAUUUGAGCCGAGAGGAGGUUCAGUUGACCGAGGAGUCAGUGGUUUUGGUGGUGGUUUUGGAGGAAGAAGAGGAAAUUUUGACCGAGGAAGAGGAGGAAAUGACAAUGACUUUAGAAGACCUCGAUUCGAGCCUAGAGGUGGUUCCGCUGAAAGGGGUGGAAACAAUAACUUCAAUAAUAGAAGAGGUACCGGUGGUAAUAAUCGUCGAAUGCGUCGUCGUAAAAUGACACCACAAGAAGAAGCCGAGGCUUUAGCACGAAUGAACGCAAGAGAUGCCGCAGCAGAACGAGCACUGAUGAUAGCGGGAGGGCAACUUCCGCCCGAUUCUUGAAGAUUAACCUCAACCUUUUCAUCAACUUAAUUUCACCUUUACGCCUGUUCAGUUGAUAAUAAACAUAAUGUUCAAUUUUCAUCAUAAAGAGGAAAAAAAAAAUCCUGAGAGCAGAAUCAAAGAAAAGCACAGUUAGUGAAAGUCUUCCAAACUUACCAAUCAUCAGAAUAGUAAUUUUGACUUAAAUCAAACCUUUACAAACUCUCUGAAAGUUAAUCGAAUCUAAAUUAUCAAACCAACACAUCUAAUCAACUCUUUCUCUUAAAACUGUGAUUUAAAUCACUUGUAAACUAAUCAUCACCCAUAAACUCAUUACAACAUUCAAAGCAAAGUCCAGGCAUCCAAUUAAUCAUCUUAAUCAACUUUACGAGACUAAAAAUUUUGUUUUGACAAUUUAAACGCUACAAUUGGCUAAAUCACUCAAACAGCCUAACCAUGUAUUUUCAAUAUACUUGCCCGAUAAUGAUUGUAAUCGUAAUCAAUUUAACCAUAAUCACCAUCACCACCGCUACUAAUACCAUUGUAAGUCUUAACUAAUUGUUGUUACUGUUUUUGCUUGUUACCUUAAUUAUGUUAAUCAUAAAAUCUCCUGUUAAAUUGUUGUCA
Messenger RNA from Panonychus citri (citrus red mite), 2126 nucleotides. RefSeq names its product putative carbonic anhydrase 2. NCBI's taxonomy places the organism in Eukaryota, Metazoa, Arthropoda, Arachnida, Trombidiformes, Tetranychidae. The record is from RefSeq and is a predicted model, not a curated record. The transcript is spliced from 4 exons. The coding region runs from base 438 to 1520 and encodes 360 amino acids.